AAACAGUGUAUUUUUGCCAUUAAUAUCAUAAUCUCUCUUAUAGUAAUAUCAGCAUUUCAUUUUAUAGGAAUUUGUACUGCAACAAAAAUAUUUACAAAUGUAUCGAUUGGAACACCUGGUAAUGAUGCCCACGUUAUGAAGUACUCUAGCGUUUACCGGACGAUAAUGCGAGAUGGAAUGGAAUCCAUGUUUUUUAAUAGCAAUUAUCAUUUGAUAGGCGAUAAGGCCUACCCUAACAGGAUGUGGUGCAUGGCACCUUUCAAGGAUUUUGGGAAUCUUACUCCAAGACAAAGAACAUACAACUAUCAUCAUAGUUCAACCCGCAUUGUAAUAGAGCACACAUUUGGUCUUAUGAAGGGCAGAUGGAAGCGUUUGAUGAAAGUCAAUACAGAAAUUGCCAAAGUCAGUGACAUUGUACUAGCCAUCUGUGUUUUGCACAAUUUUUGUUAUCUACACAAUGAUGAAGUGAUUAAGAAAAUGAUUCAAGAUAAAAGACGCAUGCCUAACCAACAUGUUUCCAACAAUUAUAUAGACGAAGUCAGCAAAAUACAAGGCGCAGAGAAACGCAAUAGAAUUGUACAUUUGUUCUGAAAACUUUAUUUGUAAGUCUUACUGUGAUAAAUGAAAAAUAUUAUAGGAAUAUCUGGAAUAAACUAUUAUAUUGUCUAA
Molecule: messenger RNA, 669 nt
Organism: Nylanderia fulva
Lineage: Eukaryota; Metazoa; Arthropoda; Insecta; Hymenoptera; Formicidae
Source: RefSeq, a predicted model, not a curated record